AUGGCGGAGCCGGGUGCGGACGGCGGCGGCGGGGGGUUCCUGAGCAGCGGGAGCGAGCGGCGGUGCCGGGCGCGGCUGGCGGCGGCGGGGGGGGCGCGGGGGGCGGCGGCGGCGGCGGUGCUGGUGCCGCUGUGCUCGGUGCGGGGCCGCCCCGCGCUGCUCUUCACGCUCCGCUCCCGCCGCCUGGGCGGGCCCCACAGCGGCGACGUCAGCUUCCCCGGGGGGCGGCGGGACCCGGCGGACGGCGACGCGGUGGCCACGGCGCUGCGGGAGACGCGGGAGGAGCUGGGGCUGGCGCUCGGAGCCCCGAGAGUCUGGGGGCAGCUGCGGCUCCUGCCCGACCGGCAGGGACAGAUGGUGGCUCCCAUCGUGGCCAACCUGGGGCCCCUGGAGGACUUGACGCUGACCCCCAACCCCGAUGAGGUGGAAGAGGUCUUCACCCUGCCCCUGGCUCACCUCCUGCGGGAGGAGAACCAGGGCUACACCCACUUCCGCACCGCCGGCCGCUACGGCUACACCCUGCCAGUCUUCCUCAACGGUCCCCACAGGGUCUGGGGGCUGACAGCCAUCAUCACCGAGCUGACCCUGGAGCUGCUGGCGCCUGACCGCUACCGCAGGAAGACCCACGUGCUGGGUCGCGGCCCCUCGGCUCGGCCCCCCGAGGGGAGCUCGGCCUGACACGGGUGGGGACGGGGUGGCCCCCGCCUGCGCCAGGUGCCAGCGUGCUGUUUUUAGGGGAGGGGGGGGACAUACAGGCAGAGCUGUCCCUGUUUGUGCGGCUGUUGUUGCCCACCGGGCGCCUGUAGGCAGGCCGCACCGCACACGCGGGGAAGGGUGGUGGUGGCCCCACCCCGGUGCCGCUGCUGAUGUCACACGCACUGUGAGUUAAGGGGAAAAAAACAAAGCCAUGUUUUGAACCA
This is a messenger RNA of Phalacrocorax carbo (great cormorant), 920 nucleotides long. The record is from RefSeq and is a predicted model, not a curated record. Lineage: Eukaryota; Metazoa; Chordata; Aves; Suliformes; Phalacrocoracidae.